Hepatospora eriocheir is the source of this 156-nucleotide messenger RNA. The record is from the annotation of a GenBank genome assembly. Lineage: Eukaryota; Fungi; Microsporidia; Hepatosporidae.
AUGUCUUUAAUCGUGGUUGUGUCUUUAUUUGUAACAUCUUCAAUUAUUUUUGCCGUGUUUUACCCUAGGGAUACGACCCGUGAUGACAUAUUGUGUGAAGUAAGACUUAAUCUUACUUGUAUCUGUUGUGUUGUUAAUAGUGUUGUUGUUUACUAA